CUGCUCCCUCCAUCGAUGAUGGUAGGCCCCGCCGCUUUGAGUGCAAGGAUCCGACGACUCAACGCCGAAUGAAGCAUCCGGGAACCUUCGCCACUCUUUCGGCAUUGGCAGCCAUAAUUUUGAUUUGAUGGCUUUGAUUCUUCCAAUCACUUCUCCAAUUCUUCUCCUUUCCGACCCAGAGGACGAGUGAUUCCUAAUCGAUGGCGGAAAGCAGGAGUUACAGGCCUCAGGAUUCGUGUUCAGAGAAAUCUUGGGGUUCAGAGAUGUCUCUUCUGCAAAGCAGAGAAAGAAAUUCUAGUUCAACAAGUGUCCAAAAAGGACUUGGUUGGUUUAGAAACAAUACUCUCUUUAAAUAUAUGACAAAUUCAUCUGUGGAGAAGCCUUCCAAAACAAAAAUUCUAGAUCCUCAAGGACAAUUUCUCCAGAGGUGGAAUAAAAUAUUUGUCAUAACUUGUGUGAUAGCAGUGUCUGUAGACCCCUUCUUCUUCUACAUCCCAGUUAUUAAAGAUGGCAAUAAUUGCCUUUAUUUACAUAAGAAGAUAAAGAUCACUGCGAGUAUACUGCGAUCUUUCGUAGAUAGUUUCUACUUACUCCGUAUCUUAUUUCAAUUUCGAACUGGAUUCAUCGCUCCUUCAUCUAGAAUAUUUGGACGAGGUGUUUUAGUUGAAGAUUUGUUUGCUAUUGCCAAGAGAUAUUUAUCAUCAUAUUUCAUAAUCGACAUUCUUUCAGUUCUUCCGCUUCCUCAGAUGAUGAUCCUGAUCAUAAUGCCCAAGCUUGAAGGAAUAGAACUCCUGAAUGCCACACAUGCAUUAAUGCGUAUAGUUGUAUUACAAUAUAUUCCACGACUUCUUAGGAUCAGGCCAUUGUAUCUUGAAUUCACUAGGUCUGCUGGUAUAAUUACAGAGACAGCAUGGGCUGGAGCUGCUUUUAACCUUUUCCUUUAUAUGCUUGCAAGCCAUGUCCUGGGAGCUUCAUGGUAUUUGCUUUCUAUUGAACGUGAAGAUGCAUGUUGGAGAAAAGCUUGUGGCCGUAAUAAUGGUUGUGAAAUUGAUUCUUUAGUCUGCAGGCAACGGAACACCCAGAGCAAUAAUUUUUUGGCAACUGAUUGCCCUAUUAACAGUAUUCAAAAUCCCCCUCCCUUUGACUUUGGAAUAUAUCUACCAGCUCUCAACAAUGUUGCUCAAUCAGAGAAAUUCUUGGAAAAGUUCUUUUAUUGCUUUUGGUGGGGACUUCAAAAUUUAAGUUCUCUUGGACAAAACCUCAAGACAAGCACUUUCAUAUGGGAGAAUUUGUUUGCAAUUUUUGUUUCCACCUCGGGUUUGGUUCUGUUUGCACUUCUGAUAGGAAACAUGCAGACGUAUUUGCAAUCUACCACUUUGAGAAUAGAAGAGAUGAGACUGAAAAGGAGAGAUGCAGAACAAUGGAUGUCACAUCGGUUGCUUCCUGAGAAUCUAAGAGAGCGAAUACGCCGUCAUGAGCAAUACAAAUGGCAAGAAACAAGAGGGGUAGAUGAAGAGUGCCUUAUUUACAACCUUCCUAAAGACCUUCGAAGAGAUAUAAAGCGCCACCUCUGCAUAGCACUUCUCAAGCGGGUUCCAAUGUUUGAGAUAAUGGACGAUCAACUGAUGGACGCCAUGUCAGCCCGCCUCAAACCAGUUCUCUUCACUGAAAACAGUUGCAUUGUCCGCGAAGGAGACCCAGUCAAUGAAAUGCUAUUCGUCAUGCGUGGAAAGCUAGAGAGCACAACCACAAAUGGCGGGAGAACUGGCUUCUUCAAUUCAGACAUCCUCAAGGCCGGAGACUUUUGUGGAGAUGAGCUUCUCACCUGGGCUCUCGACCCCAACAUCCACACCAGCCUCCCAAUAUCCACCAGGACAGUAAAAACGCUCACUGAUGUCGAAGCCUUUGCCCUGUUAGCCGACGAUCUGAAAUUUGUUGCUUCCCAAUUCAGAAGGCUACACAGCAAGAAGCUGCAGCAUACGUUUAAAUUCCAUUCACAGCAGUGGAGGACAUGGGCUGCUUGUUUCAUACAGGUAGCUUGGCGCAGAUACGCAAAAAAGAAGCUCGAGGACGCUCUACAUGAAAAGGAGAAGUUGCUGCAAUCAGUAAUGGUGAGUGAUGGUGCUUACUCAUCAAGUCUUGGUGCUGCAUUAUACGCUUCGAGGUUUGCUGCCAACAUGCUGCGGGGAUUGCGACGAAAUACGAGUAAAGCUCGUCCCAUGAUGUUUAUUCCAAAGCCAGCGGAGCCAGAUUUUUCUGUGGAAGAACAUUAGCGCCUAGUCUUGAAUUCCACUCUUCUGCCAAGUAGUUUGAUAGCAUAUUUUGGGUAUAUUUUGAAGAGUGUAGCAAAUUAUGCUGUAUAUAAUUAUUUGAAUAGGCCAGUGUAAGAUAGUUAAUUCCAUUGUGUGGUGAAGUAUAUGUACAGGUAGUUAGCUGUUAAUGCCAACUCGAACGAUAGAAGAUAAGAAAUGCAAGUGUAGGUGUGGGGUUCUCUUGUAAGUAGUGUUUUGUUUGGCUUCUUUUAGAUACAUUUCUGAAACUACUGCAGAAUCAGGAUUUUGUGAAACUGCUUGUUUUAGAUUAUCUAUGAUCGAUAUGUCUCAAA
Zingiber officinale is the source of this 2605-nucleotide messenger RNA. Its product is annotated as cyclic nucleotide-gated ion channel 1-like. Gene Ontology annotation, biological process: monoatomic ion transport; transmembrane transport. Gene Ontology annotation, molecular function: monoatomic ion channel activity. The transcript has 7 exons. The coding region runs from base 201 to 2273 and encodes 690 amino acids. Gene Ontology annotation, cellular component: membrane. Lineage: Eukaryota; Viridiplantae; Streptophyta; Magnoliopsida; Zingiberales; Zingiberaceae. The record is from RefSeq and is a predicted model, not a curated record.